Ceraceosorus guamensis is the source of this 1908-nucleotide messenger RNA. RefSeq names its product alpha/beta-hydrolase. Bases 1 to 1908 code for a protein of 635 amino acids. The transcript has a single exon. Lineage: Eukaryota; Fungi; Basidiomycota; Exobasidiomycetes; Ceraceosorales; Ceraceosoraceae. The record is from RefSeq and is a predicted model, not a curated record.
AUGGGCGCUGCCAAGCAGCUGGCAGAAAUCCCCCUGAGCCAGGUCAGGGCAAACUUCAACGACGCCAAGAAGGCCAAUGGCGGCAGAGACCCAGUGAUCAGGCCCUCUUUGCUCGACAUUCCCACGGUCAACAAGGACACUGGUCUGCCAACGCUGUCCAACGCUUUGGAUGGCAUUGGCAAGUGGUUGCAGAGCUUUGGUCAGGCACCCACGGUCAAGCUGGCGCAAGGAAGCUACACUGGUCUGCGAUCCAACCCCAUCUUCCAACAAGAGUGGUUCUUUGGCAUCCCCUUUGCACAGCCGCCCACUGGCACCAACCGUUUCAAGUCUCCCAUGAAACUGGCAGCCAGCAGCGCAUCCUUCAACGCCACCACCCCUCCUCCCGCCUGCCCUCAGCCCAACGGCUACCUCGUCGACUUUGGCAACCCGGCCAACACUCGCUCCGAGGACUGCCUGAACCUCAACAUCUGGUCGCCCGUCGGUGCAAGCUCUGGCAACCUGGGCAAGCUGCCCGUGCUGUUCUGGCUGUACGGUGGCGGUGAGAUUGGUAACUGGGCCAACGCAUACAACUCUAGCGCCCUCGUUCUGCAAUCCAUCCUUCAACUGCAACCCAUGAUCGUCGUCACGCCCAACUACCGCGGCAACUCGUUCGGCUUCCUCGCAGGCGAACGUGUCUCGAGGGGUGAAGGUGGCGCCGUGCUCAACGCCGGUCUGCAAGACGUCACUGCUGCUCUCGAGUGGACGCGCGACAACAUUGCUGCUUUCGGUGGUGACCCCAACAAGAUCACCCUGGCUGGUCAGUCUUCCGGUGCCUUCAACGUCGGUGCUCAGAUGCUCAAGGACGGAAAGAACGCUGGCGCCAAGCCCAUCUACCGUGCUGCCAUCAUGCUCUCCGGAUCCCCCGCCACCGAGCCUGCACCCAAGUCCGACAGCGCCUUUGCCGAGGAGAACUACAAGCGUGUGUGCGCUGCUCUUCAGCUCGGAAACCGAAUCAGCAACGAGCAGUACGACUGCACCAUCGACCAGCUCCGAGGCGUCGACGCCAUCAAGCUCGGCGAGGCCGCCUUCUGGCCAAGCACCACGCCCAACCCUUCGAUCGGAUGGAUCCAAGGACCUCGCUACUACGCCGGUAACCAGCCUUUCCAGCCUACUCAGGAUGGCGUGUACCACCGUGACGGUGCCAUCGCUCAGAUCCGCCGUGGCGAGUGGCCAGAUGUGCCUCUCCUCACCGGUAACGUUCGUGACGAGGGCACCAUCUUUGUCUCGCACAGCAUGGAUGCCGCCGGGCUGGCUGGCAACCUCAAGACCAUCGGCUUCACCGACCCUACCCAGGCGGGCGUCGAUGACUUGGUGAACAAGAUCAUUGCGGCUUACCCCGACGACCCUUCGCAAGGUGCUCCUUACUGGCCCGGCUACACGUCCAAGACUUCUCGCUUCGGCAACGGCAACCAAUUCGAGCGUCUCGCCGCCAUUCUGGGUGACUUUGCUUUCGUCAGCAAGCGUCGCUUCAUGCUCAACGCUUACGUCGGUGACGAUGGCAUGAAGGGAAUGAAGUCUCCAGUCUGGUCCUACUUUUUCAACGAGACGUUCAACAUUCCCAACCCUCAAGACUGGGUGGGCAUCACCCACGGUUCCGACCCUCCAGCAUGGUUCGCUGCCUACAACUUUGCGCCCAACCUUCCUUACCUGCCCGCAUCCGCAGUGUCGUACCAAGCUUCCAAGAGCAUGGUCGCCUUUGUGAACAAGAUGAACCCCAACGCUUUCGGCAACCUGAACUGGCCUCAGUACACCAAGAACAACAAGGUGCAGAUGGUCAUGAACGGUAUCCCUUCCAUCAUGGGCGACACUUACCGUCCCCAGAUGAAGAUCUUCACCGACGACCCUGCCCCACGCCUUUCCAACAACUAA